AUGCACUGUUUGGACAGGCAUGGGCAACCUGGAGUAGACUGGCCGAUGUGCUCAUCCCAUUUUGUACGGAGGUACCCGUCGGUGAAGAUCUUCCACAUUGACACGAUGCAGCACCGGACAGAUGACUAUACACCACUCGAUAUAAUUAUGACCGACUUGAAGAGUGUGAGGCAGCUGUCAAAAAAAGGCAUUUCUAACCUCUUCUUCAAGUACAGCACCUAUGACGGGAUCUACUUUGUGACACAACUUCUCGACCACCGUUUAAAUAUGAGGGAUGCAGGCCGUGGACUCAUGCUCCAUCAACCCGUGGGGAUGCAACAGACAUUCGGAUCUUUCUCUACCGCGAAGCUUCGGACCGAAGCUCUUCGGCGAAAAGGGUGCAAUCACCAGAAGAACGCUGGUCCGAGCAGCUAA
This is a messenger RNA of Perkinsus marinus ATCC 50983, 414 nucleotides long. RefSeq lists its product as hypothetical. NCBI's taxonomy places the organism in Eukaryota, Perkinsozoa, Perkinsida, Perkinsidae. The coding region runs from base 1 to 414 and encodes 137 amino acids. The transcript has 4 exons. The record is from RefSeq and is a predicted model, not a curated record.